Messenger RNA from Mytilus trossulus (common blue mussel), 1343 nucleotides. RefSeq lists its product as uncharacterized. The transcript is spliced from 9 exons. The coding region runs from base 63 to 1232 and encodes 389 amino acids. NCBI's taxonomy places the organism in Eukaryota, Metazoa, Mollusca, Bivalvia, Mytilida, Mytilidae. The record is from RefSeq and is a predicted model, not a curated record.
CGUAUUAACCAAAUAAUCCGAAGUAAGAUCCCUUCAGUUUUAAAUGAAAAUGGUUAUAUAGAAUGACACUUUCUGUGGGACGAAAAAUAUGGAAGUUGAUGUACAGUUUUACAAUUCUAGCAGGUUCUUGGACAGUCUCUUCAGCUGCCAUCUGCGAGUUUCCUGACGAGCUACAAGGAAUAUGGUAUAGUUCUCACAAAGGCAAUCUUAAUUUUAAUGGUACAGAGGUAUUGGGUUAUCCUAUAGCUAUGUCAGCUACCGUUAGCGAACUCAACUUCAACUGUACGGAGAAAAAUGGAGAUUAUUAUCUUUUAAUGGCUGAUAGAUAUGUGUUUACGCUGAACACCAACGUGCGAGCAUACAUAUGUUUAAGGCUCCAUCGUGUGUCGGCAUAUAAAUAUUAUUAUUAUCUUGGAUCAACACUGACAACUAUAUAUGACUAUGUGUACGGAGUAUUAGAAGGGCAACCAGUGACGUUGUCAGAAGCUUGUGAUCGCACGGAGCCAUACGAAGAGAGCACAUUUAUAACUCUUAUAAAGAAUGAUACAGGUAUAAUCCCUGCAAUGACUGAAUCAAGCUGUCCAUCCCAGUUUCUGGCCAGUUAUUCUAAUGUUUUGAUAACAGACACUAGUGGAUCAACAACUUGUGACGGCAAUAGUGUUGACGGCUGUAGCAGCAACCUAACAGCGAUGUCAUAUACAUAUCAGGCUUGCUCCUCUGGUCUCGUGUUCAAUUCGGCAGGAUCAGUGUCCUGUAUUUAUUACCUGACAAGUAAUGGUAUUACAUAUCUACACACCUGGAAUAAUGACGUCACUGUCGACGAUUCUACUACUUACAGAAUGGUUUGUUACGCAAUGAAAUCUAUUGGAAGUACAGUUUAUGCCACAGUUUAUCCACAUUUUUGUAGUGAUGUAAAACAAAAUCAUUCUGAUGUAGCAUCGCCUGGAAUAAAGCUACAGUUCUCACAGUCUACACAAACUUGUGCGACGUCCGUGACAGAUUAUAACUAUGCUGGAUACAUAUUCCUCAUUAUUAUAAUGACAAUACUGAUCUCGAUCCUUGUUAUUGGAGGAUGCAUAUUGUAUAAAAAGCUCAAAGAUGGAGAUAAAACACUGAAAGAUACACUGUGUUGUUGGCGGCAUAAACAUCAAAUCCAAAAUCAAGAUCAACUAGAGCUUUCUGGAAGAGAUUUCCCUCGAAUAAAGACAGCUAAACUUAGGAAAGUUAUAUAAUAAUCGUGUAACGUUUCCGGCUCAGCAAACGAUAGCGAAUUAUAUUUGGAACUAGCAUGAUUAGACUACAAGUUAUCAUUCCAUAAUUUGUCCUUGUAAUGAAGAAAUAAA